UCCCGGCGCCGCGCGCGGGGGCCGAGCACAGCCACUCGAUCAGCCCGCGGGCCCCGGAGCUGGUCCGCCGGCCUGAGCGCGGGGCGAGGCGUCCUGGGGCAGGAGGGCGAAUGGACGCGGCGAUGGCUCCGCGGAGACUCUCCGGAUCCGCAAUCCUCGCGGCUGCUGUCUUCGUGGGAGGCGCCGUGAGUUCGCCGCUGGUGGCCCCGGACAAUGGAGGCAGCCGCACUUUGCACUCCAGGACUGAGACGACUCCGUCGCCUGCUAACAAUGCUGGGAACGGACACCCAGAGUACAUCGCAUACGCGCUGGUGCCUGUGUUCUUUAUCAUGGGGCUCUUUGGGGUUCUCAUCUGCCACCUGCUUAAGAAGAAAGGCUAUCGUUGUACCACAGAAGCCGAGCAAGACAUCGAAGAGGAAAAGGUGGAAAAGAUAGAAUUGAACGACAGUAUAAAUGAAAAUAGUGACACUGUUGGGCAAAUUGUCCAUUACAUCAUGAAAAAUGAAGCAAAUGCUGAUGUCUUAAAGGCAAUGGUAGCAGAUAACACCGUGUGUGAUCCUGAAAGCCCUGUGACCCCCAGCACUCCCGGGAGCCCACCCGUGAGUCCUGGGCCUUUAUCACCAGGGGGCACCCCAGGGAAGCACGUGUGUGGCCACCAUCUACACACGGUGGGUGGUGUCGUCGAGAAGGACGUGUGUCAUCGGUGUAGACACAAGCGGUGGCACUUCAUAAAACCCACCAACAAGUCCAAAGAGGGCCGAUCCAGGCGCCAAGGAGAGGUCACCGUCCUGUCUGUCGGCAGGUUUAGGGUUACAAAAGUGGAACACAAGUCAACCCAGAAGGAGCGGAGAAGUUUGAUGUCUGUUGGUGGAACAGAAAGCAUUAAUGGGGAGGUGCCCGUGACGCCUGUGAAGAGAGAACACAGUGACAUGGAGUAGCAGGAGCGACUUUAUUUGAAGAGUUCUAAGAGACUGAAAACCUUCAAGACAUGAAGUUGCCUAGGGAAUAUUUUUACAUGUUUUAUAUGGUUUCUAUCAUGGAAUCAGCAGGCAUGUGGAGAAAACCUCAAAGGGAAAUAUAUUUGCUAUGCUGGGUAUAGAAUUCAGUUUGCUUUGAAACAAGUUCUGGUUUGAAAUGUCUGAUGAAAAACUUACUCCAUUUCCCUUAUUCUUUAAGGAAAGAGCUCAUUUGUUUUUUUUUUUUAAAUCUUCCCAACCACCCUCAGCUACCACUCCCCUUGCCCCUGCCCUGGCCUUGGUGUACACAACUGCGGUUUUUCCAUUAAGAUCUCCAUGUACAGUGGAAUACUCAUGUACAGUCUGAGCGCAUGCUCAUGGUGUGUGUGGUGGGGGUUUGUGUGUGUUUCUGUUUUCCAGUUCUUACAUCCCAUUUGACAGUGGUUGUAAUAAGAUCGUCAUAAAUUUAGUUUAGCUGUUACAAAAGAUAACAGAUGUAUCUUCAGUGGCCAAAGCUUCACAGAAAUAAUCUAGUCCAGCCCUGAGAAAUUGAUUCCCCAUGAGAUCUUGGAGUCAGUUGCGACCAGAAGCUAGACUUUGAAUUACAGACCAAGAACUCAACGUUAACUCCAGCUGCCACUGUGCUAUUCCUUGGUCACAUAUAACAUAUUGAGAAUUUAUUUUUUUCAACUUGAGCUAAGCAAUUUUUAUUUAGUCCACUGAUUGAAAAUGGCUUCAAGUCACCAAAAAAAAAAAAAUUAUUGUUUUGACAAUAAUUGGCCCCAAGGCCAAAACAAAAGAACCUUCUGGGGUAAGAAGGGGCCCCACCUACCCCCAGUGUGUUUUCCUUGGUAUACCUCCUGUUCCCCGGCUUAUAACUAACGCUCAUUAUUUAAAAGACUCUUAGUGACUACUUUCCCUUUAGGCCUGGCAAACUCAUCUUUUUUUUUUUUAACUUAAACCCAGAGGCAAAGAUAGCAGUACAUUAUUUAUGUAGGUCUGGGUGACAGCUGGCAAAGUCUUGUUAUAGGGAAAUCACCAAGGCCUGCCUCUAUCAAAAUAUACUUCAAAGUAUUUACUAUGCUUAUUUGAUUCUGUUUCUGGCACCAAACUACAAAUUUUUAACCUUGUAAAUGACUAAUAAGUUCAAUUUCAGUCAGGUUUUUGCUGAAAACUAAUAAGGGUGUGUGUGUAUACGUUCAAGUACACCAUGGAAUAGGAGAAGUGGCUGUGGAAAUCAAUUUCACCGAGGUCCAGAAAAUAGCCAUAUAGGAAUUUUAGGGGUGUAUAUUAGUGUAAAUAAUAUAUAUGCAGUCUAGGCCAUUAGUUUUAAUUAAAAACAAACAAGCAUAAUAUUAUGCCCUCAAAAUGGUGAGGGGAUAAAAUGUAAGAUAUUCUUCAGCUUUAAAUAUUUUUGAAUUUUAUUCAAAUCCAAGCACUUUUUUUAUAGCAAUACAACAGACAAGAGAAUACUCGAAAAUAUUUAAAAUUGUAUUUAUACCAAGAGAACGUUUUAAAUAUUUUUUAAUACUUGAGGAGUGUUUGUCUGGCUGGCUUCCAAAAAAUGCCAAAAGUUAAGCAUUCUAUAUUUUCAAUGCAUAAGCUUUUUACUGGUUUAUAUUUUACCAUCUGAUGAAAAUUUGUAAGUGUUCCCAGAGCCACUGAUGUUUACAUAUCUUGUGUUUUUCCUCCUCCUUUAUAAGGGUUGGGGUCCACAGUAAAACUUCUGUAAAACACUAAUGAUGGACAGUUUUCUGUGUCAUAAAUGAGUUGGCUACCACCUUGAUGUAAAACUUUGUAAAGGAAAUUUUUCACCAUUUUGACGUCAAAUGUAUUUUUAACUGUCUGGUUUGUACUUUUAUGACUUUUGUACUACCAAAGCAGAGUUAAAAAUAAAAACGUUAAACAGUG
Molecule: messenger RNA, 2867 nt
Organism: Nycticebus coucang (slow loris)
Lineage: Eukaryota; Metazoa; Chordata; Mammalia; Primates; Lorisidae
Gene: RELL1
Product: RELT like 1
Exons: 7
Coding region: 111-938 (275 amino acids)
Biological process (GO): positive regulation of p38MAPK cascade
Cellular component (GO): plasma membrane
Source: RefSeq, a predicted model, not a curated record